AUAGGUGCUACGAAGCGCGCGUGGGACCGUACUACGCCGCUACGGUUGCAAAGUUCUACGAAGUUUUGUGCCCGUAGUUACGAUGUGUAGUUGUUAUAAGUGAUUCUUUUGUGGAUUGUUAGAGGUACUCGAAUAUAAUGGAGCAGAUAACGAAGUACAUAAUAAUCAUAACCUCACUUUUAACAGUGACCCCAUUAGUCACAGAAAGCAAAAACGACACGAAACCUAAAAUUGACAGACGCUAUUACCAGAUGCCAAUAUUCAUUAACGUGUGCGAUAUAAGCGAUCGUCGCUCAAAAGUGCAUUGCUACUGUGACAGUAACAAACCAAAAUUGGCGACUAGAGCUGACUGCUGGAUAUUUAGCGGCGGACUCACCGAAGAUGAUCCGAUUUGGCUCAGUUUUUCCUCUCAGUCAGAAAUAGAACAUCUCAUUUUUAAUGUACGAAUCGAUGACGCAUUGACGUUCAUCCCAGCGAAGGCCAUAGUUAGACUAGACAAAUUAAAGUUUCUCUCCAUUCAAUUUGGAACUAUUAAACGAAUCCCGCCCUACGCAUUCACGAACUCUUCAACAGUUCGACAGAUACUACUGAAGUCGAAUAAAAUAUCUAAAUUAGAUAAACACUCGUUCUCCCAACUUAUGAUGCUUUCGAAUCUUAGUUUAGAAGACAAUCUGAUAUCUGAACUUAAGAGGGAUGUAUUCUUUAACCUACCCAACUUACAUGUACUGCACUUGACGAACAAUAACCUAAGUUUGUUGCACGAAGGAUGUUUCAAACACUUGAACAAUCUGAUAGAAUUAAGAUUGGAUAUGAAUUAUAUCUCGGUUGUGACUAAAGAAAUGUUAGAAGGGCUAGAGAAUCUAUCCAGAUUGAAUUUGAAGAACAAUAAACUGACAAUGAUCGGGAAUCUCGCUUUCAGCGAAUUAUGGGGAUUAAAAGAAUUGAUGUUGGACAAUAAUGCGAUUGAGUACAUAUCGGAGCGCGCGUUCGGCGGACUGAUUCAGUUAAGAAAGUUGACAUUGUCGGGUAACAAGUUGACAUCGUUUUACGACGAUAUACUGGAGGAUAUAAGUAGUCUCAUCGUGCUGGAUUUGAGGGAUAAUCUGUUGACGACAAUGUCGUACGAAACUGUCAGGCCUGUUGUGGAAAACGAUAAGGCGCUCUCGUCAGUUGUUUAUUUAGAUGGUAAUCCUCUGAGUUGCAAUUGCCGUCUCUCCUGGAUUUAUACCCUUCGCAAUGAAACAAAAGACAACACACUCAGACAGGCUCUAGACAAAGUAACAUGUGUCGCUGAAAACAAUGAGAUUGAUAGAAGUUUAAACGAUCAAAUUGAUGAACAAGUAGAAAAUCCUGUUUCAACUAAUGAAAAUUACGACUAUUACGACAAAAAUGACGAAAAAGAAGAAACGGUCACAGAAACGAGAGGUAAAGCUAUUAAACUAUUAGAUUUACCGGUAGAAGAACUACCAUGCCCAAAAGAACUGAUGCGAUCUAUUGAAGAGUCAUAUGGUCACCCAAUUCAGAACGAAAUUAGGUUGAAGGCAUAUUCAAAAGACGAUAGAAACUUACCACAUAUAAUCCUUAUCGUAAUGAUGAUGCUUAUCUAAGAUGUUAAUAACGAAUCAAUACUAUUUGUGAUAUUAGAUGUUAAAAUUUUAACUGUAGUCUGGACUUAAAAUAUGUAAAACGUUACCAACUUCUGUUGUUUGAAGGUAGAUUUGGAAAAGUUAAAUUAAUCUUCGAAACUUAACAUUGGCUUAAGUUAUAACUUUGGUUUCGAAAAUUGUAAGAUGUCUGUUGAACUGAAACCUACGCGUUUAUAAAUUUAAUGUAUAUAAUGUUAUAAAUUACAUUUAUAGUUAAUUACUAAAUAUUAACGUUAAGAUAUUUCUAAGGAAGCUUUUCAGUCAAGUUAUUUCAUCUGCAAAUAAAUCAACAAGUUUGCUUUGAACAAAGCUUUUUCUGCGAGAACUUGGUAGUCAUUUUUGUAGAGCAAGUUUAUAAAGCACAAUAUAACUUGAGACCAGAGUUAAAUAUUAAAUGAAUUCCACAAACUUUUGUCACGGCCUUGUUAAGUGAAACGCUAAUAUUUUAAAAGCAUAUCGGAGUUGUUUCGCCAUGAAGUAGGUUACUUUAUAGGUUCUAAGGCCGGUUAUAGUAUUAUGCAUUUAUGAUUGUCCUGGAAAGGAUAUAACGCAGAGAAGCACAUACGCGUUAUAUAUAAGGAUCUUGUUUAUACUAAAAUCAGACAUUGAAGACAAGGUUUUAUAGAAAAAAAUAGUAUAGUCACCCAUCAACUAUAAAACUAAACAGUGUACUUAAUAUGAGCUCUGCAACAGUACCAACAAUACAUACCGUCGUUACAGGUGUAAUAAUAAAUGUUUGUAUGGAAAUUUUAUUUUAUCUGAAUCCAAUAGAAUGAAGCGUUA
Messenger RNA from Pieris napi, 2429 nucleotides. RefSeq names its product connectin-like. Gene Ontology annotation, molecular function: protein binding. The record is from RefSeq and is a predicted model, not a curated record. Gene Ontology annotation, cellular component: plasma membrane. The transcript has 3 exons. NCBI's taxonomy places the organism in Eukaryota, Metazoa, Arthropoda, Insecta, Lepidoptera, Pieridae. Bases 138 to 1607 code for a protein of 489 amino acids.